This is a messenger RNA of Impatiens glandulifera, 1264 nucleotides long. Its product is annotated as rhomboid-like protein 20. The transcript has 8 exons. NCBI's taxonomy places the organism in Eukaryota, Viridiplantae, Streptophyta, Magnoliopsida, Ericales, Balsaminaceae. The record is from RefSeq and is a predicted model, not a curated record. Gene Ontology annotation, cellular component: membrane. Gene Ontology annotation, molecular function: protein binding; serine-type endopeptidase activity. Bases 181 to 1083 code for a protein of 300 amino acids.
GUCCAUCGACUCAAUGCUUCGUUUGGUAAUCAAACGGCCCAAAACAGCUAUACAACCUUCUCGACUGCAUCUAGAUUCUAGAAGGAAGUAGACAGGCAGCCGGAAAGUUUGAUCAAUGAAAAGGUAACCAGACAACAAGAGGAAAUCAGAGAGAUAAAAACCUAAGUUAGUGAUCCGAAGAUGAACGGCGGCCCGUCUGGUUUCAACAAUGCUCCGAUCACUAGAACUUUUAUUAUCGGUUGUGCCCUCUUCACCAUCCUUUUUGGAAUCCAGGGUCGUUCUAAUAAACUUGGUUUGUCAUAUCAGGAUAUAUUCAAGCAGCUUCGCCCUUGGAAACUGCUUGCGUCAAUAUUUGCAUUCUCAUCUACACCAGAGCUGAUGUUUGGGCUUUAUCUGCUCUAUUACUUCAGAGUGUUCGAGAGACAAAUAGGUUCAAAUAAAUAUUCUGUAUUUAUCUUGUUUUCCAUAUUUGGGUCUCUACUGUUUGAGGUUCUCACACUGGCUCUGCUUAGAGGUUCUUCAUUAAACAUGAUCAGUUCUGGUCCUUAUGGCGUUUUAUUUUCAUCAUUUGUUCCUUUCUUCCUGGAUAUCCCCGUUUCAACACGGUUUCGUGUGUUUGGUCUGCAUUUCUCUGACAAGUCUUUCAUAUAUUUGGCUGGUAUACAGCUUCUUCUAUCAUCUUGGAAAAAAUCUAUUGUACCAGGCAUAUGUGGAAUCCUUGUUGGUUCCCUGUAUCGUUUAAAUAUCCUUGGUAUUCGUCGAUUGAAGUCUCCAGACUUCAUUGCCUCGUUCUUUUCAAGGCUCUCCUUCUCAUCGACUGGAAGCACGCCUUCUGCAGCACCAAGCAGACAUGUUCUAGGAAAUCUGCCUCCUUAUACCCAUCGCCAGGCUCAGAGUAACAACAACAACUAUCAAGAAGUGUCUUCUUCUUCUUCUGCUCCUACAAUAGAGCCGACAGAAGAGUCCAUAGCCACUCUGGUCUCCAUGGGCUUUGACAUGAACCAUGCUCGCCAGGCGCUUGUUCAGGCCGGAAACGAUGUCAAUGCAGCCACAAACAUCCUCCUCGAAGCUCAGACUCAAUAACUGCCCUAUUCCUCCUCGACAAGUCCUGUAUUUUCCCAAAGGAUAUGAAAUAUGUAGUAUUAGAGGUGCAGUAGUUGUAGGUGAUCGAGCUCAAUGUGCAGACGGACAGAUAGAUGGCAGGAAAUUUAAUGAAACUUAAAAAUUUGUUUAUCUGUCGCGAAUUGUAAUGUUGUUGUUACUG